AAACAAUUUUUAACCUCCAGAUUCAAAAACAAUGGGAUGAAGAAUAAACCUCUUUGUAAUUGCUCUCUCUCUUGUACUUUUCGAAUUCAGGACCCAAGGAAUAAACAAUUUUUUUACACCUCAAUUAGGGAGGGUUUUCCAAACCUGUGUGAGUUGUUAAAGUGGUGGCAGUUUGCGAGCCUAUCGACUAAAGUCGCUGUUGGAUGGUCUUUACCACGAAUAACGGAUAUCAUUCUAAAUCUUUAUCAUGAAGCUGGAUCAAACAAGUGAUGAGUCGUCGAAUACAUUCCUGUCGAAGGUUUGUCGCCCGGUCACUGUGAUGCACCAAACCAUAAUCGAUAAGCUCUAUCCGUAUAGGAUAACUAGAUGGCUGUUUGCAUUGCUGUUAUUUGCUAUUUACGUGCUCCGGAUAGCAACUAUUCAGGGCUUUCAUAUAGUUAGCUAUACUCUCGCAAUAUAUUUGUUGAGUUUAUUCAUAUCAUUUAUUUCUCCAAAAGUAGAUCCUGCUGCUGCAGAUUAUUCGGAUGAAAUCCCUACACUUCCACGAACUGUAGGUGAAGAGUUCAGACCUUUUAUACCAAGAUUACUUGAAUCAAAAUUCUGGUUUCUCUUCUAUUAUGCUAAUGAUAAUUGUAAUAGCCGAGUAUGUAGUCACAACAAUUCCUAUAUUGCUUCCAUGCUCUCCACCGUCCGUGCCGUUGCAGUCAGUAUAUUUUGCACAUAUCUUCCAUUCUUGGAUAUUCCAGUAUUUUGGCCGAUACUAGUAAUGUAUUUUAUAAUGUUGUUUGCUAUUAUGAUGAAGAAGCAAAUUAAGCAUAUGAUCAAAUAUCGCUACGUUCCAUUUACUUAUGGGAAACCGAGACCUGUCGGAUCAAACAAUAAGGAACAAGCAUCUCCUGUGAUUAACUCAUGACAUAUAGUUAUAAAUAAGUUGUCUUCUUAUCUCUCUAAAUCACUGUGCUUCUUCAUCUUUUGUUCAUUUUCGGUAUUUGUACAUAGUUGUUUUGAUCUUAUCUUUGACUGUAUAUGAAGUUUUGAUUGUAUUUUUAUGCUUUAAAAGAGGAUGUUGAUUACUGAAAACUAAAUUGUCUUUGUUCUAAAUCACGUAGUUUGUAUAUUUCUUUUUGUCGUUGAAAAAUCUCUUGUUCUUUUCUUGAAUAAAUUUUAAAGCACAAAUCCAGAUAUUUUCAUUUUACAUAGGUAUGUACGGUAACUUCGGUAACCGAAGUUGUGAUACCUUUGUUUUACACAUUUCAAGAUACUUCUAUCUUUUAAAUACCCUCUAUUUAUGGCAAUAUACUUGUUCCAUCUCUUCCUCCAUUGUUCUAAGCAUCUUUUGCGAUCCUCGAAAGUCAAACCCUUCUAGCUAUCUCCUUUUCUGUUUUAUUUUCUUUACAUCGUUUUCAUUCCCCCAUUUUCACAGUCGUCUUGGAUUUCAGGAAUAAAAGCCCUAAGUCUAGUGAAUAGAGUAAUCGAAAUAUAUAAUGGGAACUUACGGUCAGUCACUGCUGAUUGUCCCGACAAAUGGCCGUAUUACUGGUGUCCAUCAGGAUCAGAUAAAUUACGAAUAUUUUUCUUAGCAUUUCAUUUCCUGCUUUAUUAUUAUUAGUUAUUAUGUCCAUAAAUAACAAUCUUAGUAACUUUAUUCAUAUAUUCACUGGAUAGACUAUACGUCCCAUCAGUUUAACCAGUUCAGAUUAAUUAAGAUUCAUUUCACUGCUGAUAAGUUAAUUGUACAGAGAUGGUAUUAAUUCGUGAUUGUUACCGUUUAAGUUCGUACAUUACUGUACAUUGGUUACACCAUUUUCUUGUAAUGUGACAGUCAUUUUGUUAUUGGGCAUCAACGUCUUUCUGUAUCUAUACUUUGAUUAUAUAACUCGUAGUUAGCCUCGAAACUAAGCUGCUAGCUCGCUUAAUGGAAUCAUGUUAUUGACAUGGUCCUGAAAUCGUGUCUCAAGUUGAAUUUCACUCAGUCACAUGUCGUUAUACCAUGAUCAUAAUAAUGGAGAGUCAUAAUGGAAGCCUGUUACUCCUCGUGAAGGAGCAUAGGCCGCUCACCAGCAUUCUCCAUCCAACCCUGUCCUGGGCAAUCCUUUCUAGCUCCGUCCAGUUGUUAUUCAUCCUUUUCAUAUCUGCUUCUAUCUCCCGACGUAAUGUGUUCUUUGGCCUUCCUCUUUUUCGCUUCCCUUCAGGAUUCCAAGUUAGGGCUUGCCUCGUGAUGCAGUUUUGAUGAUUUGCAUAAUGUAUGUCCUAUCCAUUUCCAUCGUCUUUUACUAAUUUCCUCUUCAUCUAGAGGCUGGUUUGUUCUCUCUCACAGAAGGCUAUUGCUGAU
Messenger RNA from Schistosoma haematobium, 2332 nucleotides. RefSeq names its product retention in endoplasmic reticulum protein 1, variant 2. NCBI's taxonomy places the organism in Eukaryota, Metazoa, Platyhelminthes, Trematoda, Strigeidida, Schistosomatidae. The transcript has 8 exons. Gene Ontology annotation, cellular component: Golgi membrane. The coding region runs from base 248 to 913 and encodes 221 amino acids. Gene Ontology annotation, biological process: retrograde vesicle-mediated transport, Golgi to endoplasmic reticulum; protein retention in ER lumen. The record is from RefSeq and is a predicted model, not a curated record.